GUUCUUCUGAGAAGCUCCUUCUCGACGCACUACCUCUAAAAUCUCUCGGGCCUCUCGGAGCGAUCCCUGUGCGCGUCUGACUUGUAACACUCGGCCCCGCAAUAGCCUAGGCCACAUCGCAAACAGCGAGACGACGCACUGCGCACUUUUCGGAUAAUGCUUGCUAGUUUAAAUUAAUCGUUGAAAAGCGCUAGAGGAUUAUAGACAAUUGUGGAGCGAUUAGAAGAAGUUCGAGCGGCACCAGAGAACAUUACCAGGAGGAAGCUCUUCGACAGCGUUAUUCCAUCAGAGUCAGAUAUGACUGCACAGGAGUGGAAAAAGAAGGGCGAUGAAGAUUUUAAUCACGAAAAUUGGUCUGAAGCCUUAAGUCACUACACAAACGCAAUUAAACUAGUAACAGAGGACAAUGCUGAGAAGGCAGUAUAUUACAAAUUUCGAGCCGCCACUUAUUUAAAUAUAUGCGAUUACGACAGAGCGAUUAAAGACUGCGAUAGUGUGUUAAAAAUAUGUUAUAAUGAUGCAGAGGCACUGUAUCGCAAAUGUCAAGCACUAAAAGCAGUAGGGAGAUUCGAGGAGGCACUUCGGAACGCGGAGAUUAUUAUUUCAUCUAUGCCCGAUAACAAAAUUGUUCAAUCCGUAAUGUCGCAAUUACUUAAAAUUCUACAAGAAUGUCGGGAAAAUGCAAGAAUUAGUACCGAGGUAUCAGAAAUGAUGGAUUUAGCAUUUAACAUGAGAGCAGAUAACCAGAAACGUGAAAACGCUAUGAAUAAUCUGUUUGUGCUCGCACGUGGGAAUGCUGGUGCCGAAGAGAUCCUUAAGAAGGAAGGUGUACACAAACUUGCACAACUUGUAAAAGCUGAAGAGAACGAGAAAGUGACUUGUACCGCGAUUCGUAUUGUAGGAACAUUAUGCAAAAAUAAUAUUAGUCGAACCGAGUUCGUUGUGAAAUAUGUCGGUUUGCUUUGGUGUCUGGAAAUGAUAAACUGUACGUCUAUAAGAAGAGUUAACGCGUCUCAAUACUGUUUACAGAAUAUAUUAAACACUUACAGCGGCAUGACUAAUAAUCCCGAUUCAAAACUUGACAAGGCUUUAUGCAAGAAGUAUAAAAAAGAAAUUUUCAUGAUUCUGUCGUUCUUGUUGAAUAGUAUAACGAGUAGAACGAUAUCAGGUCUUGCUAGAGACGCAUUAAUAGGACUUAUUACGCGCAACAUUCAUUAUACCGCGUUAAACUGGGCAAAACGAUUAGUCGACCUUGGCGGCUUGCAAAGAUUAAUGGAGAUGGCCAGUGAAACGAUGAAAUAUGAAUGCGAAUCCUCGAUGGACAUCACGUCUUCCACGCGAACUAUAAUCAGUGUGUGUUUAACAAAAAUAUAUGAAAACAUGUGGUGUGAAGAUGAUAAGAGAAAAUUUGUCGACGCCAUUGCGGAAUUUAUUGAAGAUAAAUUGCGUUCGUCUGACAUAGACUCUAAUAAAGUGCGCAUAGUACUUGCGAUAACAACCUUGAUAUUCGGCUCGUUAGAUGAUGUUGUGGACGUAAUUAUUUUUAAAAGACUGAUUUCUGAUAUGAUGUUACUAAUGUCAAAAACGAAUGACCUGUUGCAACAGAAAGUAGUUUGCGAAUGUAUCGUCGCCGCUAUAAUCAAAUAUAAUACGGCUAACGUGUUUAUAUGUCGAAAUAUAAAUACAUUAGAGAAUCUGUAUCAAUCUAAGGAUGAUUCAAUUCGAGUUCAAGCGUUAGUGGGUUUGUGCAAAUUGAGUAGAUUUGAUGACAGCUUUUUACGCAAUAGUGCGACCAUCGAUCCAUUCACCGAUAAAGCGACGAAGAAAUUAACCAAGAUUUGCAGACAAUUAUUGAUCAAUCCCAAGAAAGAGGAUGAUACGAUAUGGGCCAUUAAAGGCCUAUCGUAUCUUACUUUCGACGCCGAGAUCAAGGAGAAGUUCAUCGAGGAUCAACGUUCGUUCAAGCGCGUCGUUCAAGUGAUGAACGAACUCGCCAAGACUGGCGAUCAAUCAGUACUCUACGCCGUGGCCACGACGUUGGUGAACUUGUGCAACGCUUAUGACGAUCAGGAACUCAUACCCGAGAUGAAAGAAUUGCUAAUGUUCAGCUCGUAUCACCAUUUUUUCGCGCGAAGUCAGAAACUGAACCACGACGAAUUUGUGACUAAAAGACGGUGCACGUUAGCGAAGGCCGAUGUAACCAGCACUCUGGUAAGUCUCGCUAAAACGGACAGCCAGAACUGCAAAGAAUUAGUAGCCCGCGUUUUCCACGCGAUAUGCAGUCAACAGGAGUUGAGAGAAAUAAUUGUUCAACAAGGUGGCACGGAGGCACUAUUGUCGUUAGCACUGAGUGGCACAGACAAGGGAAAAAAACAUGCUUCGCGAGCCCUGGUCUAUCUAGGACUCAGGAGACAUCCCGAGGUUGCGUUUUCCGGUCAGAUAAUCAUGGAGGUUGUACGGCCGAUGGUAAAUCUUCUGAACCCGGAGUGUUCCGUGUAUGAGAAUAGUGAGACUCUAACAGCUUUGCGCAAUCUAGCUAGUGUCAAUGACCACACGCGACAACGUAUAUUCAACGAGGCAGGAUUUCCGAAAAUCGCUGACUAUAUAAAUUCAAAGCAUUACAUAUUGAAACUCAGGUCCGCGCAACUUCUAGACAAUUUGACAUUAUGCCGUGAAGUUGCUAUUCGAUGUUACAAGCAGGACAAUUCUGAUGUUAUAUCUCUUGUGUCCGAAACAUUGUACGCGGACGAAAAUAAAAAUAUGUAUAAGGUAAAUGCUGGAGUUCUAACGAGGGUCACGGCGAUCAGCAAAUCAACUUGCGAGAACAUUCUCAACACGGAUCCCACGCUAAAAGAACUAAGCAAUUUCCUCGCUAAUUCAGACGGUGAGUUACAAUGUAGGGGUAUUAAAAUUUUGCUAAAUAUAAUGAGAAACUCGAAAGAUGCUGCUGCAAAAAUCAUCGAAACAGACGUAAUGAAAUCACUGAGGGCAUUGAGCAAAAACGAUAACGCGCAAAACAAGGAGGUUAAGGAAUUAGCAUCCCUUGCUUUAGAGAUUGUUGCGGAAUGGGUAACUAAUCAAGAGAAACGUAGCAAAGGAUAUGAAUCGUCACAAAGCAUUGAUAAUAAAGAAUACAUCGAUUAA
Messenger RNA from Temnothorax curvispinosus, 3144 nucleotides. Its product is annotated as protein unc-45 homolog B-like. Gene Ontology annotation, molecular function: Hsp90 protein binding. The record is from RefSeq and is a predicted model, not a curated record. The coding region runs from base 298 to 3144 and encodes 948 amino acids. The transcript has 6 exons. NCBI's taxonomy places the organism in Eukaryota, Metazoa, Arthropoda, Insecta, Hymenoptera, Formicidae.